Eucalyptus grandis is the source of this 981-nucleotide messenger RNA. RefSeq lists its product as uncharacterized. Bases 1 to 981 code for a protein of 326 amino acids. Lineage: Eukaryota; Viridiplantae; Streptophyta; Magnoliopsida; Myrtales; Myrtaceae. The record is from RefSeq and is a predicted model, not a curated record. The transcript has a single exon.
AUGGACUGGCCCGAAGGGGAAAACGCCGCGCCUCGUCACAUCCCGCCGCAGCACUACGCGCUCUUCCACUCCAUCGACCGCGCCCUCUACACGAUCCUCGCCAUUCACCUCUGCCGCGACCCGGCCGAGUCCCUCCACGUGGUCGCCCUCCUCCUCUGGCUCGAGCGCUCCGGCUUCCCCCACGCUGUCAAGACCGUCCUCUCGCUUCCCAAGAUGCUCGUUAGCGACCUCGCUGACGAGGCCAUGGCCUGCCUCAACUUCAUCUUCAACCACAGCAGCUUUUCGAACGACGGCGCCGACGUCCCUCUCAUGCGGGGCGUGAUAGGCCGGCGCAUCUCCCCGCAGUUCCUCCACGAGAACCGGGACGAUGCCCGCCGAGUGAUCUCCACGAUUAUCGACACCGUGUGCGUUAGGGCCCUGACCGACAUAAUGCAGAACGCCAUUGCAAUGAGGAGCGCUCGUCACGACCCGUCCCCAUCGACGCCCCCGGUCUGCCUCCCCGAUAGCCCUUCGUUUCCAGGGAUGCGGCGGCGCAGGAAUGAGAACGCAAACGACCGCGUCAUGAUCAACCGACACGUCCCCACCGGCCACCAGAACCGAAAAUACUGGUUCGAAGAGAGAGAUGAGGCCACGGCCGUGCCGCCCGACGACCGGACAUUGUUCGUGACGUUCUCGAAGGGGUACCCAGUGCACGAGUGGGAGGUGCGGGAGUUCUUGACGAUGGCGUACGGGGACUGUGUGGAGGAGCUGCACAUGCAGGAAGUUCAGGCAGGCGAACAGCCGCUGUUCGCGCGGGUCGUGUUCCGUUCGGCCUCGACCAUCGAGCACGUGCUCGACGCCUCAGGGAAGACCAAGUUCAUCAUCAAUGGCAAGCAUGUCUGGGCCCGAAAGUUCGUGCCCAAACGCACGAACGGUCACCGAGCGGUUCAUCAACCUCCUGCUCAGCCUUACAACUGGUCACCUCAUUUUCUAUUCUCGUGA